CGCGCUGCCUUCCAUUAAGGAAGUGCCUAAUGUUAGCAUGCUAGCAUAACUUAGCUAACGCUCGCUGUUUAUUAACGCGCUGCAUUGCUAGCUUACGUGUAUUCGGUAAAUAUAACUGGUGUGUGUGAGACAGGUAGACGUGUUGAUACAGCUCCACAACAGCUCAUUGUCCACAGUAGUGUUUGCAGCGCUGUGCUAACGCAGCGGCUAAUGAAGUUUAGCAAACCGUUAUGCUAACUAACGUAACCUUACAGUAACGUCGAUCCUUUGUGUUGUAGCUAACGCGCUAGCUUAGCUGACCGAGCGUGUCCAGUCAAUGUAUAGUGCCCUCUCAAAGCAUGAUUUGAGUCCUGGUUUCAUAUCACUAACAUCGCUUGGACAAAUUUUGUUACCAAGCGGAGCUGUGCGGUGUUAAAUGGUACCCAGCUGUGCUAUUACUCCCGUAGCGUCACACUGUGUUUGCUUUAAAGUGUCUAAUAUGAAGGUUAUAUUAAGUGUAGUAGGGUGUGUCAGUCAAAGGCUGUGGGUAGAUCGCGCAUGGAGCGUGAUCUCAAUGUUACUUGAAGAGGUGAUGAAACAUAAAUGAGCCCCAUGGGAAGGAGUUGCAGCAGCAUGACAGCCAGGAGCCAGAUCAUGUUCAUGUGGUUAUACAGACACAAAUAUAAGUAGUACACAACAUUAAAAAAAAGUGCAAUCUGUAUGUGUAAGUGGGAAGUGUGAAUUAACAAGUACUGGUAUCAGGAUGCAUGCGCUGCUCGGAGUGAAGCACUGGAGAUGUGUUUGUAGGAUGUGAACAACAUACAGCCAAACAGCUUUGGCUCUCAGUGGGAGUUAAAGUGCUGCAGGACUUCAUCAGUGAUGUUGCAGUUGGAGUGAAGAGAGGAUCAGACGAGCUGAGUAUGUACAACAGUCCCAACUCUGGCAUGAGCAGUAUCAGUGAUGGGGCAUCCAACGGCAGUGACAGUAAAAAACUGAGGGUGGAGGAGGCCCCACCGUCUCGUGUGCUCCACAUCAGGAAACUGCCCAACGAGGCCUCAGAGACAGAAGUCAUCGCCCUCGGCUUGCCUUUUGGCAAAGUCACCAAUAUCCUCACACUGAAGGGAAAGAACCAGGCAUUUUUGGAGAUGGGGACGGAGGAGGCAGCCAUCACUAUGGUGAACUACUACACCACUGUGACUCCUCAUAUCCGCAAUGUCCCCGUCUUUAUUCAGUACUCCAAUCACAAAGAACUCAAAACUGAUGCUGGCAACCAGCGGACCCAGGCGGUGCUUCAGGCAGUGUCGGCAGUCCAGUCUGGUGGGUCACCAAGCUCAGAUGUACAGGAGGCUCUGGCUGCGGCCUCCAGUCCUGUGCUGCGGAUCAUCAUCGACAACAUGUUCUACCCUGUAACGCUGGAUGUACUGCAACAGAUUUUCUCCAAGUUUGGUACAGUCAUGAAGAUAAUCACAUUCACCAAGAACAAUCAGUUCCAGGCUCUUCUGCAGUUCAGCGAUCCUGUCAAUGCACAGCAAGCCAAACUGGCACUCGAUGGUCAGAACAUCUACAAUUCAUGUUGCACGCUGCGAAUCGACUUCUCCAAGCUGGUCAACCUAAAUGUCAAGUACAACAAUGAUAAGAGCCGCGACUACACACGACCUGAGCUGCCUGCUGGUGACGGCCAGCCCAGCCUCGACCACUCGGUGGCCGCUGCAUUCACCAAAGAUUCCAACUCCCUCCUCGGUAAGAUCCCAGGAGCCCUGAACCCUCUGAGCGCGGCAGCGGCGGCUGCUGCUGCUGCAGGGAGGGUGGCCCUAGCUGGGCAGGCGGGGUCCAGUGGGGUCCUGCUGGUCAGCAACCUUAAUGAGGAGAUGGUUACGCCCCAAAGUCUGUUUACCCUCUUCGGAGUGUACGGCGAUGUCCAGAGGGUGAAAAUCCUUUACAAUAAGAAGGACAGCGCUCUCAUUCAGAUGUCAGAUGCCAACCAGGCCCAGCUGGCAAUGAGCCACUUGAAUGGCCAGAAGAUGUACGGGAAGAUCAUCCGGGUGACGCUGUCCAAACACCAGACUGUGGCGCUGCCUCGUGACGGCCUGGACGACCAGGGCCUGACCAAGGACUACGCCAACUCCCCACUUCAUCGCUUCAAGAAACCCGGCUCCAAGAAUUUCCAGAACAUCUUCCCGCCGUCGGCCACCCUCCACCUCUCCAACAUCCCACAAGAUGUGACGGAGGAUGACCUGCGGCUGCUCUUCUCCAACGCUGGAGGCACUGUGAAAGCAUUCAAAUUUUUCCAGGAUCGCAAAAUGGCUCUGAUCCAGAUGUCAACAGUGGAAGAGGCCAUCCAGGCCUUGAUUGACCUUCACAACUACAACAUGGGAGGCAACCAGCACCUGAGAGUCUCCUUCUCCAAGUCCACCAUUUAAACAAUCUGAGCCACAGUACCAGGGUUCAGUGUCUUGGAGGUGGUGGUCAGAAACCUUUCAGACUGUGUCUGGACACUGUGGGGGGGGGGGACCACAUUGAGUAAAUCAGUUUUGUUGUUGGGGUUUUGUUGAUCCUGUCAUUCCUUGAGAGAGACUGAAAUUUUUGACUUGCAUCCUUUUUUUAAAAAGAGAUACUGGAUCCUCCCAGCAAUUCUUAUUGGUACCUCUGUAUUUUUAUGUCAAGCAAAACAAUGACAUGAUUGAUUGUCCCCCUGUAUGAUAGUUUGGUGUAGAUCAGUGUUGAAUUCUUUAUUUAGUUGAAAAGAUACAGUACUUAUGUGCCUUACUUGACAAUAUGAACUGUUUCUACAGCUGGACACAUUCAUGAAUUGCUCCUUUGCUUUUGAGGCACAUUGGUAUUGGAUAUUUUGGGGGGUUAGUGAGAAUGUUUUGUCGUUCUCUAGACAUUUUCGAAGCUGUGCCACCAACCAGGCCAAGCUUGUUUUGUUUUAGACUCAUAACAUUUUCCCUUUUAGUUUAGCAGCAGGAGACGAUGUUCCCGAGGCAACAUGUAUGGGUUGUGACAGGGAGCUUAACUUGAAUUCCAUUAUUCCACAAGUAUGUCGAGUGUAAGAUCGUUCUCCCCCAGUUUUGAAUUCAAACGUCACAUAUCACGAUGUGGCUCGUGGCUAAGUAUUUCUUUAUUCGUGUUUUUGAAGCCUUCCAUGCUUUUUUUUCCCAUAGCAGUGAGAUGUAAUUGUCAGUGACAAAGGUUUUCUAAGCAUGUCUAGUUAUGGUAGGGUCUCACAUCAGAAAGUGUUGCAUGCUGUAUGAGCAGUUAGAAGAUGAGUCCACUGUGAUUUCAUUGUCAUGUGACAGUUUACUCGAGAGGGCUACUCAGUUGGACCAAAGUUUCUGUGCCUUUAGUGUUCCUUUGAAUUCAUUUUAACAAAAAGCAUUUGAACACACUGA
This is a messenger RNA of Epinephelus fuscoguttatus (brown-marbled grouper), 3371 nucleotides long. RefSeq names its product polypyrimidine tract-binding protein 2-like. NCBI's taxonomy places the organism in Eukaryota, Metazoa, Chordata, Actinopteri, Perciformes, Serranidae. Gene Ontology annotation, molecular function: mRNA binding. Gene Ontology annotation, cellular component: nucleus. The transcript is spliced from 14 exons. The record is from RefSeq and is a predicted model, not a curated record. Gene Ontology annotation, biological process: regulation of RNA splicing; mRNA processing. The coding region runs from base 900 to 2399 and encodes 499 amino acids.